Messenger RNA from Vicia villosa (hairy vetch), 1929 nucleotides. RefSeq lists its product as uncharacterized. The record is from RefSeq and is a predicted model, not a curated record. Lineage: Eukaryota; Viridiplantae; Streptophyta; Magnoliopsida; Fabales; Fabaceae. Bases 1 to 1929 code for a protein of 642 amino acids. The transcript has 3 exons.
AUGGCGGGUGUUGUUCCAACCGAAAUGUCCGCUAAUAGUCCAAGGCGCACCGCUCAAUUUGCACGUAAUGCCCAAGGUCGAGGAAACACGGAGAUGAAAACCGGAAUCCUUCAACUUGUCUAUGCAAAUCCAUUCACCGGAAUGGAUCAUGAGGAUCCUUUCGCUCAUCUCACCAAAUUUUAUGAGAUUGCGGGUUCAACGGGAGUUAAUGCGGAGAAUGAAGAAUCAUUGUUCAAGAGCCUAUUUCCACAUUCAUUAAUUGGGAAAGCCAAAGAGUGGUAUCUUGAUCAAUUACCAAAUGUGAUGAUAGAUUGGAAUCUAUUGGAAGAAAAGUUUUUAGAACGAUAUUUUCCUCAAUCCCGAUUCAUGGAGGCCAAAACAGCAAUCGCGGUUUUCAACCAAGGAAGCAACGAACCACUUAAUGAGGCUUGGGAAAGAUACAAGUCAUUGUUGAGAAAGUGCAAGGGGCAUGGUUUUGAUGAGCUCACACAAAUUCAUCUAUUCCGAAAUGGACUUCAACCGGUUCACAAAACAUUUUUGGAUGCUACCGCGGGUGGUUCUCUUAUGUCCAAAAGUGUGGAGGAAGUAAUCACUAUCAUCGAUCGAAUGGCACUCAAUGAUCGACAAUGUCAACAUGAUCGAAGUCCUUCACAAACGAAACCGGGAGUUCUUGAAUUGAACACCAAUGAUGCCAUCCUUGCGCAAAACAAGCUUCUUUCACAUCAAGUGGAGUUACUCACACAACAAAUGACCAAACUCCCGCAGCAAAUGAAAGAGAUUCAAGGAUCUCAAACUAGGCACCAUCAAUUGUCCGAGCAACAACCGGGAGCAUCCUUUUCCGCCAACACCCAAACCAAUUCAAAGGAGCAUUGCAAAGCCAUUUUUACAAGAAGUGGGAAGGAGGUGAAUAGUGGCGUAAAUGAAGAGGUUAUAGUGGAAGAUGAGGAGGAAAUAAUAGUUGAAGAUGAAGAGGAGGAAGUGGCAGUUGAAAAUGAGGGAGAAAAGAGUGAGGAGAAGAUAGAGGAAGAAUUAGUUGAAAAAGAGCGGAAAGAAAAAGAAGAAAGAGAGAAAAAUGACAAAAAAGUGAAGAAGAAUAAAAAGAGAAAUGAGAAUAUGCUCACAAAGAAAAAAAAGUACACGGAUGAAGAGACAGUUGUGCUUGAUGCUCAUUGUAGUGCAAUUAUUCAAAAAACUCCCCCAAGAAAGGAAGCCGACCCGGGACGAGUCAUUUUACCGAUUACCAUUGGAGGUAACUACAUUAGUAAUGGUUUGGUUGAUUUAGGGUCUAGCAUCAAUUUAAUACCUUUAUCCGUUGUCAAGAGAUUGGGGAACAUUGAGAUGAAACACACCAGGAUAACUUUACAACUAGCCGAUAAGUCUAUCAUUUCACCAUAUGGAGUUGUACAAGACAUGCUGGUAAAGGUGGACAAAUUUUUGUUCCCGGUUGAUUUUGUGGUAGUCGACAUGGAGGAGGAUCGUGAUGUUCCAUUAAUACUUGGAAGACCAUUCAUGAAGACCACCCGAAUGAUGAUUGAUAUCGAUGAUGGGAUUAUGAAAGUAAGGGUGCAAGAUAAAGAGGUAAUUUUUACUCUUUUUGAGUCUAUGAAGCCUCCUAAGGAUGAACAUGACAACUUCCAAGUCGAUGAUGAAAAAGAAGAAAUCAUUGAGGUGGAAAAUCAAUUUCACAAGGACAAAGACAAGGUAAAUCAUGAGGGGAAGACUCAUCACAAAAACUUUAAAGUUGGACAAAUGGUGCUUGUGUGCAAUUCAAGACUCAAGGUGUUUCCUAGCAAGUUAAAAUCAAAGUGGUCGGGGCCAUUUGUUGUGAAAGAGGUGCGAAACUAUGGAUCCAUUGUGGUGGAGGACCCUAAAACACAAGAAAGCUGGACUGUAAAGGAACGAAGACUCCAAGUCUACCACGAUGAAUAA